Messenger RNA from Xiphophorus hellerii (green swordtail), 2832 nucleotides. It is a transcript of the gene catip, whose product is annotated as ciliogenesis associated TTC17 interacting protein. The record is from RefSeq and is a predicted model, not a curated record. The transcript is spliced from 9 exons. NCBI's taxonomy places the organism in Eukaryota, Metazoa, Chordata, Actinopteri, Cyprinodontiformes, Poeciliidae. The coding region runs from base 842 to 2185 and encodes 447 amino acids. Gene Ontology annotation, biological process: cilium organization; actin filament polymerization.
UCAUUCAUUUUUAUUAAUUUACAAAUAUUUGGCUGUAGGAAGGCUCACCUGUGGAGGUACAAACCAGACUUAUACAAGUUCUGUCAGGAGCAAUGGGACCACACGGAAAGCAGACCGAAGUCAGACUGUUUAACCUUUAAAAUACAAGAGAGGGAAAAAGAAAAGCUGGGAAAUGUCCAGUUGUGGCCAAAUGGACUGUUUGUCUGGACUUUGAUCAACUAAUGGCUCUCCAAACCUCCUUUGGUUUUGCAUGGAUUUUGGUACCAGCAAAUGGUCAAAUCCUGCACUGCAGUUUGUUAGAUGUAUUAGAUUGCAACAUCAUAAUCACAGUAUUCAUGUCACAAAGUUAAUUUUAUUAGAUGGAUAUACCCUGCCCAACACCAUUUUUGUCACAUAUCAUAUUCAUUUACUCUCAUUUUGUAACAGAAGUGGUUUUUUAGAGCUCUCCUGGUGUCUCACCGUUACUUUUACACCAGUUCCUUGCUUUUCUUAACUCAUUUUAAUUAGCAAUAAUAAAUUUUUAGCAUCUAGAUAUAUAUAUUUUUCUUUAGAAUAAAAAAAUAUAUAUAUAGAUGCUUUAUUAAUGUUUAAUUAAAAACAAACGGGCAAAAAAAAUGUUUUCUUGUCCUUUAAUUGACCUAAUACUGUACAUGAAAAACUCGGUUACUCGAGACUGUAUAUCCGGGUUCUACUGCGGCUGCGCGCUGACAAACGGCGUCGUUACCAUGACAACCCAAAUUUGUCUCCGAGCAGAGAGGACGACGCAACUCAACCGUUGUUCGUGAGGAGUUUGUAAAACUGCUGGAGGGAGAAAAAGCGACCAAAUAAAGCUGCGUCAAUAAUGGAGGAGGACGAUGUUCCUGCAGUCGCUACAGAGUCGCAACCUGAGGAAGAGUUGGAGGCUUCAGAGGAGGCUGCCGCUGAAGAGUCCAGACAUGACGACGAGUCAAAAGCUUCAGAGGAGGCUGCCGCUGAAGAGUCCAAACAUGAGGAAGAGUCAAAAGCUUCAGAGGAGGCUGUCGCUGAAGAGUCCAGACAUGACGACGAGUCAAAAGCUUCAGAGGAAGCUGUCGCUGAAGAGUCCAAACAUGACGACGAGUCAAAAGCUUCAGAGGAAGCUGUCGCUGAAGAGUUCAAAGUUCCAGACGAGGCUGUUUCCGGAGAGUCCAAACCUGAAGAAGAGUUCAAAGCUUCAGAAGAGGCUGUCAAUUUCUUGACCUCCAUAGAGCCCGAGGAGCUGCAGAAGUGCGUGUUUUCAGAGUCUCUGCUGGUGAUGUCGGACUGUGGCGGAGUCCUGGGGGAGUUCAGUAUGUCUAUGGAGUUAACACACAGAGCCCUGGAGCCCUGCGUGAUUCUGCAUGCUCGGAGCCACGGAGCUAUCGACGGCUCUCCCUGUGGAACAACGGUGACCGCUUACCUAACCGCUGACCUGGAGGUCCUGGAGGAAGACUACCAUGAGUAUGUCAAGCUCGACAGUUACAGUGUGGAGAAGAAGUGUCACAUGGCGCAACGUGACGAACAGAUGGUCAUCAACAAAAUCACCGCCAUGGGAGAGGACGUGACCGAGGAGGAGUGCGUGUCUUAUCCCAUGUCUGUCCUGCGCGGCCUGGUCACCGAGGGAUCCAGCAUGCUAUUGAUGCGUCUCAUGGCUCUGAGGAAGAAGGUUCCAAAGAACAUGGUCUUCAUCAUCUUGGACCGAAGUUUACAUAUAACUCAGACCACUUUUCGUGAGCUGGCCGUGAAGAAAAUACAGGUGCACGGUGAGACCGUAGAGGUAUUUGGGCUUGAGAGGAUGGUUUGUUCCGCUGACGGCGACCAUCCCACGUGGCACAGCUACUUCCUCAAUAACGGUUACUUGGCCAGCAGAAAACAGGUGGGAUCUCCAGUCACAAUGAAGGUUAUACGGGAGCUCUCAAAGAAAGACAGAGGUCGUAUGAAGGUCCCGCUGGUCUGGCAGGAAGACAUGCAGUUGUACUCUCUGUAUUUGGAUAACAAGGACUUUCUGAAGGCAGAACACAAUUCAUACCUGAGGGAGCACCCGGAGCUCCGAGCCCUCCUGUCCGACUUCCUACAGGACUUGCUGAUUGUGAAACCGGACAACAUCUUCCAGUUUGCUCGAGAAUACUUCCCUCCUUAUUCCACCUACCAUUCCCCGAAGUCUAACCUGAAAACCGCCUCGCCCUGACGCACUUCAGCAGGAACAUCGCCCACACCCAAGAACAUUAUUUUCUUGCUCGAUGCCUGUCAAUGCUUCUAUGUACUUCAUUGUAAUUUUUAAUUAGUUUACCUCAUUUAUUCACGCCAUGUUGCAUAUUUAACGUAGAAUUUAAGGUAAGAAGGGAAACUUUAAAAUCGCACACCUGGUCAUCUAAGGGAUCUAAAUGAACUGAUUUGUUUUAAAGAGAAUUGUUAAAGGUUGGUUGGGCAUUUGGAUGUUACCACCAGCAUUAUGAAAUUUUGUCUUUGGUGAUGAGCUCCAAGUCUUUCACUUCAAAAUGCUUCUUUUCUGUCACCCUAGUCUUUGCGUCUCUUCACAGAAUCUCCCUGAGAUUCAAGACAAGACUCUGACUGGGACACUAUUAAUCCCAGUCCAAAACUUUAAUCACACUAAAAUUAUUUUUAUGUUGUUCGUCAUCUUUGUAAUUAGAUUCUAAAUAUUCUCACUGUUGAGACACUUUCUUCUCUUUAUAUUUAAGGAUUUCUGUAAAACAACACUAAAGAAAUAUUUAAUCUAGCUAUUCAUUAGUAAUGAAUUGUGUUGAUUUCAGUUUGUAUAAAUUGAAAUAUUUGUCGUUUUAAUAUAGCAAUAAAUUAUAGAUUGGUUUCUGCCUU